AUGGAGAAGGUCAUGGUGGCGGCAACGUGCGCUGCCUUGGAGGCCGUCCUCCUCCACUCCGUCCGCCUCGACUUCCAGGAAUUGGCGAGGAUGCUGGCGCUGUGCCCUCGUCUCCGCGUCCUCGGCCUGCGCUCCUGCACGGACAUCAGUCGUGUCGCCGUGACGCCGGCGAUGGGGCUCUCCAGCCUCAGGACCGUCACCAUCAUAGACUGCAGCUCCCUCAUUGGUGUGGACUUCGCGGUGGUUUAUAGCCUCCUGUCGUUCCGCUACAGCGGCGGGUUUUGCUUCUAUCUGCCCGGCGAUGCCAUGUUCGCCGACCUCGACAUCCGUUUCGGCAUCAAGAAAAGCCGCAAUGUCCUCAUCUGCCAGAAGGUGUUCAGUGGCUGGUUCGAAACCCGUGUUUGCUCGAAACUUGCUACCCUCACCAUCUGCAGCAAUGUCCUCUUUGUUGUGUCUUCCUUGCUUAAUGCAACCUCACAUGCCCAAUCGACCAAGAUGGUGGGCGACUUAUUUCCAAGAAUGACGGAACUACAGUUGAUUAUGUUAGAAAUGAAGGCCCCUGAGCUUGCAAACAUCUAUGUGUUCCUCAAGAACAGCGGCUGUUCUAAUCUGGAGAGGCUUUUUGUGCAGCUCCCUACUGCACCGAGCGGGCUCUUGGUGGAUUCGUUUGACUAUGUGGGGUUAGAGCCACCACCGGAUGUUUUGGAAAACCUCAAGGUGGUAAAGAUUACGAAUUUCAGUUGGAACCGCUAUGAGCUGCAGCUGGUGUUUUUUUUGUUGAGGAAGGCUAGCUCUCUUCAUAAACUGGUACUGAUUACUCCCAGUUUGGAGCCGUUGCAUGUGCCCGGUAUCCAGAAGGCAGACCUUUUGUUUCUUGCAGAAGCUGUGGCGAAUGGAAAAGUAAUUCUCAGUGGGUCUGACGAUGCGGCAACCCAGCCAUUUCAUUCAGAUGUCUCUGCCGACUUUUAGUUGCUAGUCAGAAGUGGAAUUAUGGCCCUAUAGCUUGUAAUAUUGUAGCACCAAGCUGCCUUUGGGGCGUUGUGACUGCCGUGAGAAAGUAAAUUUGUAUGCUACAAGGAUUAGCAUGACAUAUUUUGGUAUUGAUCGUAGCAAGCUAAUAAUGAUGCAGCUCAUCAGGCUAAUAUAUUCUAGAGAUCUCUAUAUUCUACAGGGACUACUGCUGGAGAGGAUAAUAGAUCUAUUGUAGUGCUGACAUUCACAAUUUAUAAAAUUAAAGCCUGCCCUCGAGUCAUGAGUGGUUCGCAUUUUUACA
Molecule: messenger RNA, 1273 nt
Organism: Triticum urartu
Lineage: Eukaryota; Viridiplantae; Streptophyta; Magnoliopsida; Poales; Poaceae
Molecular function (GO): protein binding
Source: RefSeq, a predicted model, not a curated record